CGCUUUCUGCACAGUGGAGGGUUCCGUGCUUGCGAUUAGAGCCAAAAUGGCGUAGCUGUGCACCGACCGAACAUCAUCCAUAAAAUAAACCUUGGGAGGAUCCUCUGAAAAGAGGAAACAGACCCGCCAUUUUCCUACGAGCCUCCAGUCCUUUUAAACCCAGCAGGGGGAGGCGAGAUCCGAGAGGAAAGCCACUGAGAAGGAAAAAGGGGGAGUUAGUUAGAGAGAGGGACAGCGAGAGUGCAUGACAGAGGGGUUGAGUGUGAGAGGGCACGUUUUUGAAUAGAAGAGGAAACGUUUGUCAGGUGGCGAAACAUUGCACAUCCCAGGGACUUACAGCAUUGCCGCUGGAUUUAACACCCCUCUUCGAUUUUUUUCCCCUUUCUUUUUUGUUUCCCCCUUUUUUGUUUGUUCAAACCUGCGAAGAUGUCUGGACAGAGCAUAACGGACAGAAUAGCGGCAGCGCAACACAGUGUUACCGGUUCCGCGGUGUCCAAGACGGUGUGCAAAGCGACCACGCACGAGGUCAUGGGGCCAAAGAAGAAACAUUUGGAUUAUCUGAUCCACUGCACCAAUGAGAUGAAUGUGAACAUCCCUCAGCUGGCCGACACGCUGUUCGAGCGCACCGCCAACACCAGCUGGGUGGUCGUGUUCAAAUCCCUUAUCACCACACACCACCUGAUGGUCUUUGGCAAUGAGAGAUUUGUACAGUAUCUGGCCUCCAGGAACACAUUAUUCAACCUCAGUAAUUUUUUGGACAAAAGUGGGUUGCAAGGAUACGACAUGUCCACCUUCAUCCGGAGGUACAGUCGCUACCUGAACGAGAAGGCGGUCUCAUACAGACAAGUGGCUUUUGACUUCACGAAAGUAAAAAGAGGGGCGGAUGGUGUAAUGAGAACCAUGAACACAGAGAAGCUACUAAAGACCAUCCCCAUUAUCCAAAACCAGAUGGAUGCACUCCUCGACUUCAAUGUAAAUGCCAACGAGCUCACGAACGGGGUCAUUAACGGCGCAUUCAUGCUGCUGUUUAAAGACGCCAUCCGCCUGUUUGCGGCCUACAACGAAGGGAUCAUCAACUUGCUCGAGAAAUACUUUGACAUGAAGAAAGCCCAGUGUAAAGAGGGCCUUGACAUCUACAAAAAAUUCCUCACUCGAAUGACGAGAAUCUCAGAAUUUCUCAAAGUUGCAGAGCAAGUUGGCAUCGACCGAGGGGACAUACCGGACCUGUCACAGGCCCCCAGUAGUCUUCUGGAUGCCCUGGAGCAGCACUUGGCUUCAUUAGAGGGGAAAAAGGUUAAAGACUCCACAGCCGCCAGCAGAGCCAGUACCCUGUCCAACGCUGUGUCCUCCCUGGCCAACACGGGUAUCUCUUUCACCAAAGUUGAUGAGAGGGAAAAGCAGGCCGCUCUGGAAGAGGAGCAGGCUCGAUUAAAAGCACUUAAAGAGCAGCGUCUGAAGGAACUCUCCAAGAAUCCCUCCAUGUCCUCCACGACCGCUGCCUCACCGGUUUCCACGACGACAGGCACCAUCAGCACCGCCCCAGCCAUUGACCUGUUCUCCACACCUAGUAGCUUCACUAACAAUACUCCAAAGGUUCCGAACGAUCUGUUGGACUUGCAGCCAGCGUUCCAGCCCUCCCUGCCUCUCUCCACCGGCCUGCCUUUAACCAACACAUGGGGAGAUCCUUUCACGUCUACAGAAGCCGUUGACGACUCCAUUCCAAACUUAAAUCCUUUCCUUACAAAACCUGUUGUUGAUCCUGUUGUGUCUUCAGAUGCUGUUAGUUUUUCUUCUAGGACACCAAGUCAUGAAAUGUUUGGUGAUUAUUACAAUCCCUUUAUUGAUUCAAGCUCAUCCAUUGCAUCACCUGUCGAGCCCACUGCUCAGAUGGGCUUCUUCCUCACAGACUCGUUCUGCUCUCCAGCUGCCUACCCUAACACUCCUCUCUUCCACUCAGAGCCCUCUGCUGUAGCUGGACUAUUCGGAGGGUUCUCUGCACCUCCCGCUGCCCAGCCUCCCAGCUUAACAGGCCUUAACGUCGACUUUGAUUCUGUGUUCGGCAAUAGAUCAGCCACCAACAGCACAGACUCGGCUGACGAUAUUUUAGGUUGCAUUCUGAAACCUACAGUGGCCUCUCCCAACCAGGGCCUGACGCCCAGUACCCAACAAUCUGGCAAACUGGUUUCUGAUGACUUGGAUUCCUCUCUGGCCAACCUUGUGGGCAAUCUCGGUAUUGGAAAUGGAACAAUGAAAAAUGACAUCCACUGGAGUCAGCCAGGAGAGAAGAAGUUGACUGGAGGAAACAACUGGCAACCAAAGAUGGCUCCGAGCACAACAUGGAACCCUGCCACCAUGAAUGGCAUGCUUUUCCCACAAUACGCUCCCUCUGUAAUGGCCUUUCCUGCCACAACACCCACAGGCAUGAUGGGAUAUGGAAUGCCGCCUCAAAUGGGCUCCAUGACGAUGAUGACCCAGCCCACCAUGAUGUACUCGCAGCCUGUGAUGCGGCCGGCCAACCCAUUCGGCCCGGUCUCAGGGGCACAGCUCUCUACAGCCUCUAGUCCUUCCAGUUCAAGUCCUCUCAGAGCUCCGGGACAAGACCCUUUUGCACAGCCCUCUCUGAAGGAUUUCCUUUAGAGCGACUUUAGAUGCAGUUCAUGUAGGCAAAGGAGGGUCAACGCUUCCCAACGAUGAAUUACACACCAAAUCUCAAACCUUUAAUCUCUCUCCAGUUGGCUGUUGCACUCUUUGAGUGUUUGGCCCCAGUACAAACCUGUACAGGAAUCAGAGGGCAGGGUGGGAGGGGCAUUGCAGAAUAUGAAUGGGUGGGGUUGGGGGGGCUGAAAUGUCAGAUGGAAGACACAACGCUCAAUUUGUAAUUUGUGUAACACAGAAACGGUGUGUUGUUAUUGUACUGAUCGGCAUCUGUAAUCAAACACAAGGGUGUUGAGAGAGCUUGAGAGAAUCCAGUUAUUAUCCAGGGUUAUCACAAAUCAGCUUCACUUUAUUUACCAGAAACAAGAGAUUUGGGUGGGUAUGGGUGGAGUUUUUUUCUGUAUUUGAUGAUCUAUCAAGCAUUACCUAAUUUAACCACCACCAAUUAGAAGUUAUAACAUCAGUUUCUACUAUGAUUUCUACUUUAAUUUUAAUUUUUGUUAUGACGUUUGCAGUAGACAUUCCUUGUGUAUUGUCUGUAUUUAUUUAUGAUUUACUCACUGAGGACAUGAGAGAAGAAAUGAAUGAUUUUGUUUUUCUUUUUGUCGAGGAAUAUGCAUUCAUAUGGUUAUGACUGGUUGUAUAAUUCGGAUUUUGAGAGUGACUGAAAUAUGAAAAAUAUAUAAUAUAAAACGGGGGUGGGGGGGGCGGGGAAUGGACACUUAUAAACUGACUGAUACAGCACUAAGUAUUCUCUAAAGCAGUUGUAUGUCUAAGGCAAUUUCUUAGUAGCUCAGAUGCGCUCACCACCAUGCAUUCGUAAAGGACAUACUGUAGGAUAAAAAAAAUAUACAAAUCAUUACGCCACAUAGUCAGUUCUGUGCCCCGGGGUUUCAAGUUGGGACGGGGUGGAAGCAUUUAUUGGAUUAGCAAAGCACUACUUUUGUGAUUCUGCGGCAUUUCAUUGGGGAAGAUCUGUAUUGCUUUAUGCUUGGCAUGUCAUUAUUUUACAUGGACAGUUAUACGGCUGCCUUUUCAACCUGAAUGUGCAGAGUCGCCUUCAUUUUCGGCCCAUCUUUCCCCAUGCCGAAGAAGGAGAGUGGUUUUGUAUGUUUGAGCGUGUGCAUGUGUGUGUGAAUGUGAGGAUUGCAGGUUGCUGUCAUUGGGAUGGGGACGGAUGUGUUUCUGAACAUAAGCUGUAGGUCCAGUAGUGUAAAGAUAGGGGGCGCUGUUGAUCAGUGCUCAGUGUACAUACAACAGCAAAUGAAGGAUGGUUCGAAUAUGAGGGCGAUUCUAUCCAUUGACUUAGCAUAUGUACUGCAAUCAUCCUUGCAGAUUCUAUUUUUGUUUAUAUGACAAACAAAUAAUGCAGAAUUUGGGUGAUUUUCAAAUAAAGCGCAGCUUACACAGAA
This is a messenger RNA of Myxocyprinus asiaticus (Chinese sucker), 4067 nucleotides long. RefSeq names its product phosphatidylinositol-binding clathrin assembly protein-like. The coding region runs from base 427 to 2637 and encodes 736 amino acids. Gene Ontology annotation, biological process: clathrin coat assembly; synaptic vesicle budding from presynaptic endocytic zone membrane; clathrin-dependent endocytosis. The record is from RefSeq and is a predicted model, not a curated record. Gene Ontology annotation, molecular function: 1-phosphatidylinositol binding; phosphatidylinositol-4,5-bisphosphate binding; clathrin heavy chain binding. The transcript has 25 exons. Gene Ontology annotation, cellular component: clathrin-coated vesicle; synaptic vesicle; clathrin-coated pit. Lineage: Eukaryota; Metazoa; Chordata; Actinopteri; Cypriniformes; Catostomidae.